Schistosoma margrebowiei is the source of this 2518-nucleotide messenger RNA. NCBI's taxonomy places the organism in Eukaryota, Metazoa, Platyhelminthes, Trematoda, Strigeidida, Schistosomatidae. The record is from the annotation of a GenBank genome assembly.
GGUGUUGCCUGCCGAAUGGCUCGUCAUUUGACUUACGUGAUCUAAUUCUGGGUUCGUUUUAUCAUUGUAUUAAUAGGAUUUGUUACUGUUCACUUUGACCAUUUCAGCCGCAUUGGAAAAAGCGUUGUCGAACGAACCUUUGGGCGAGAUGGAGCCCCCAACCAAGAGGCAAUGUUUUGAUGAUGUAUUAGAUUUAAGUCGGAAGUCUAACCAUGUUAUUAAUGGCAGUGAAAAACUUUCUAGCAGGAAUGAUGAUGAUGUUAUUAUGCUAAGCGAGGAUGAGGAUGAUCGUCUACUUGGGUCCCUCUGCGAUGAAAUGGAAAAAGAAAACGCUCCCAAGCAAUCACUUCUAUCCAAGUCGCGUGCAUUUCUUUUAAAACUGGAAAAUGAACUUAGAAAUGAAGAAAGUGCACUGGUUUUGCUUCAGCAGUUGCGAGCCAAUCAGCGUUCGCAUGCAUUACAGCCGAAAAGUACAAAAGUCUCAUCAAGUGUAACAAAUACAGUUCGAAGUACACAAUCACCCGUUAACCAAGUUCGGCCAGCUGUCAGCCAAGCUGUGAUUAGAAAUGUCCCGUCAACAACUGGUGGUCGUGCAACACUAUCUCCAGCCCAGAACACUGCGGCGGUAAAUCCGACAAACGCGACGGCAAUAACGAAAGUAACCAAAGGAAUGGCUAUCCAUGCUCUCGAACAACAAUGUAGUGGCAAAAAAGCAAUGCUUCGGAAGCAAUUAGAGAGAACGCUAGAUAAAGUUGUUCUUCCAAAGCCUGCCGUAGGAAAUGGAUUGUCUGUGGUACCUUUUGUUCCAAGCACUUUGACAAACGAGUUUACUGCAAUGAUAGGUCUUGAGGAAAUCGUAACUACCAUACAAGACUUCGACCCAUUGAGCACGGAUAAGAGUUCUGAACAAUCUCGCUUUGUUAACCCAUUCUCAUGCUCACGUUGCGGUACGGACUUCACGCCUGUUUGGAAACGCAAGCGCCCAGGUUCAUCUGAAGUUGUUUGUGAAGCCUGUAUAGUUGACAGUCAGCGUUCAGUCAUUCAUAAAGCAUAUAGUAGUGUUAUUUCAGCUGCACUUAAACAGCACGCUGCUUCAGAACGUGAAAUCGAGCAUGAAUAUCAAGACGUAGUCAAUUCACCAGCUAAGUUGGAAGCUUUUAUUAAAGAACAUGAACGAAAGCUUCUGGUUACUCAACAAGCUCAAGUAGCCCAACAACAGCAGCAACAAAUGCAGCAAGUUGCUACAGCUACUGGCUUACAUAAUCAAAGGUACCAACAACAGCAGCAAGGGUUCCAGUCUCAGAAUGUAUUUAAUAAUGCUAGUAGCUCAAGGCAUGGACAAACAAAUGUAGUCAACAGCGCUUCCUCAUCUCAAUUAGGAAUGCCGAAUGUUUCGUCUCGUCGACCAACUACAUCCAAUAACGUUAGCGUCAAUACUCCUGUUUCCCUACCUGUUCAACAGCAGGGACAUGUAGCAGGAAAUGUUGUUCAGCAGUUGGCAUCUCGUUACCAACAACUUACAAAAGCGGCUGUUGCUGCAGUUGUUGGUGGUGGUCAAAGUCCGGUUAAUCAUUCUGUUGCUAGUAAUGCUGCCACUGCAAACUUGAUGAUGACUGCAGCCGCAAAUCCUAUGCUUGCAGCAGCGGCAGCAGUCUCGGCAACUAAUCAGCAACAGCAAUCGGUCGCCCAACAACAGUUAACUGCUGCAGCAUUGGCACAACAAAGGCUAGCUGCAGUAGCAGCUCUAAACUUCCAACAUCAACAACCACACCACACACAACCUUCAACUGGAGCUGUAACGCCUAAUUCACCCAUUGAUCACUUAGCUCAGUUUACGCAGAUGCAGACAUUGUUAAUGAGCAGUCUCUUGGGAAAUGCAGCUGCUGCUACUGGGGCGCAAGCAACAGCUAAUACUAGACAACAACAACAGCAAAUAUUGCAGCAUGCACUUCUACAGUACACCUACUUACUACAACAGCAACAAGCUGCUGCAGCUGCACAAGCUCAACAGCAACAAAAUCAGCAAGUUAAUGCUGCCGCAUUGCAACAGCUAAUGAGCGGUGCUGCAGCUAAUCCGGCAGCGUGUAUGACCUUGUUACAAAAUUUGUGGGCACUAAAUGCUGCGUCAAACGGUGUUAAAAAGUAGUGUUUUGAUACUGUAACUUUAUUCCUAAUCUAAUGACUUCUGUUUUGUGUGUCUGUUUGCUAUUGAUAUCUCUAAAUUUCUAUUAUUUGAUUAGCUCAUGUUUCAGUUUGCUGUGCCUUAGUGACUACAACGCGUACAGCGUACUUUGACAUAAAUCAAUCGUUUAUUCUAGGCUGUUGUUAAGUUUUUUUACAUCAUCUACCGACUAGUUUACUACGUAUACCCAAAUUCUGGUUCUUUAAAAUCAUUUGUCAUUUCCUUUUUCUACAUUGUACAUAUCUUCAUAAAUUCGUCGUACUGUUUCAGUUUCAUUUGCUUUAUUAAUGAUAUUUUUCUGAUUUUUCAGUGAACAUAUCGUCUUGCAAAUUGUCA